Molecule: messenger RNA, 819 nt
Organism: Hibiscus syriacus
Lineage: Eukaryota; Viridiplantae; Streptophyta; Magnoliopsida; Malvales; Malvaceae
Exons: 1
Coding region: 142-693 (183 amino acids)
Source: RefSeq, a predicted model, not a curated record
AUCCUAAAUGGAAUACUGCCAAGACUUUCUUGCCUUCAAGACUUGAACGUCGGCGAAACUCUGAUAAGUGGAAAGGAGGAUGGGGAAUUGAAGAAACUGGAAACUCUUGAAGGGAGGUUUUGUCAUUGGCACAACUUAAAUAUGUAUCUCCAAGCUUGUCAUGGCCGAGAACAGCCUCUUCGGUACAUAAUCUACGUGGAAGAUGAAGGAUGUCGUAGGUUGUUUGAUGAUGUAAGAAAAAUAAUUGCCGUAAGCCGUUGUAACAUCUGCCUGAUUGUGCUUCCACGUGACAUCGAGAGACUGCAUAUUGAGGAUUGCAAUGUUGAUUGUAGUGAAGAACACCUGUUUUUCUCCAGGUUUAUCCUCUUCUUGCUUGCCUCCUUUUCAUCUCUUAAAUCUCUUCAGAUAUCCGAUUGUAGAAAUAUGAACAAGUUGUUCUCUCCAAAGUGCGUGCCGCUAAAUUUACAAGAGCUUAGUGUUGCAGCGUGUACGCAAUUGGAGGAAAUAAUAGCAUCAGAAACAGGAAUGGUUAUCACCGAAUUUCAUCUCCGACAGUUAUGGUUAUCGAGGUUGAGGGAUCUACUGGAAUUGAAGAGCAUUUGGCGUAUGGAGGGAGUGGUGGUUUGUGGUUCUCUAGGAUGUAUUUCUAUACUAAAUUGUCCGAAAUUUAAAAGAACCAAAGGAUUGGUGUGAAUCAGUGGAAUGGGAUGGUCCCCAACCCAAGUCUCUUUUGGACCCCUUCGUGUUGUAUAGAAGGUAAAAGGAGGAUCAAACGGAGCAGUUGAGUCUGUAACAUUAGGAGUGCUUUUUAUUUCUCUA